AGGGGUGUGCUACAUCCCGCGGAGUGAUACUGGCGCUCAGCGGAGAGUGAAACGCCCCCGCGACUCCCUGACGCCAGGUCUAGCAGCAGCAGACUCAACUCAGGGCAGUGGGAGCUAACUGGAGGAGUCUGCUUUACCCUCGGAAACACAAGUGACUCAGAAGACGGGGCCUUGGAAGCUCCGACGUACCGGGGGACAAAACAGUUCUGUACUUUCCCCACGUUUGUCUUCUGAGUCCUGACGAUCCUACACCUCUGCUCACGCUUUCUUUUUGGAGAGUGGAGGAGGGCGACCCGUGCACAAUGAAUGUUACGUCGCUCUUCUCCUUCACCAGCCCCGCGGUCAAACGGCUGCUGGGUUGGAAGCAGGGGGACGAGGAAGAGAAGUGGGCGGAAAAGGCCGUGGAUGCUCUGGUUAAGAAACUGAAAAAGAAGAAGGGAGCCAUGGAGGAGUUGGAGAGGGCUCUCAGCUGCCCGGGUCAGCCCAGUAACUGUGUGACGAUCCCCCGCUCGCUGGAUGGACGGCUGCAGGUGUCCCACAGGAAGGGCCUGCCGCAUGUCAUUUACUGCCGGGUGUGGCGCUGGCCUGACCUGCAGUCCCACCAUGAGCUGAAGGCACUGGAAUGCUGCGAGUACCCUUUUGGCUCCAAACAGAAGGAUGUGUGUAUCAACCCCUACCACUACAAGCGGGUGGACAGUCCAGUGUUGCCUCCUGUCUUGGUGCCGAGGAACAGCGAGUUCAACGCCAAGCACACAAUGUUGCCUCGGUUCCGCAACCCUCUACAGCAGAACGAGCCACACAUGCCCCAGAAUGCCACCUUCCCAGAAUCCUUCACUCAGGCAAACACUGUGCCUUUCCCACACUCGUCGGGAAAUGGCUACCCAAACUCCCCAGGUAGUGGCAGCAGCGUCACCUUCCCCCAUUCGCCAUCCAGCUCCGACCCUGGCAGUCCAUUCCAGAUGCCAGAGACCCCACCUCCUGCCUACAUGCCCCCAGAGGAGCAGAUGACUCAGGAUUGUCCUCAGCCAAUGGACACCAACCUUAUAGCUCCACCUUUGCCAACGGAGAGCAACAACCAGUCAGAUGGGCAGCGCGUGGCCUACGAGGAGCCGAGGCACUGGUGCUCUAUUGUUUACUACGAGCUCAACAAUCGUGUCGGGGAGGCGUUUCAGGCGUCCUCCACCAGCGUGCUUGUCGAUGGCUUCACAGAUCCCUCCAACACCCGCAGCCGGUUCUGCCUCGGCCUGCUCUCCAACGUCAACCGCAACUCUACGAUCGAGAACACCCGGCGGCACAUCGGCAAAGGUGUGCACCUGUACUACGUUGGAGGGGAGGUGUAUGCAGAGUGUCUGAGUGACAGCAGUAUUUUCGUCCAGAGCCGUAACUGUAACUAUCACCACGGCUUCCAUCCCACAACUGUUUGCAAGAUUCCCAGUAGAUGUAGCCUGAAGAUUUUCAACAACCAGGAGUUUGCCGAGUUGCUGGCUCAGUCUGUCAACCAUGGCUUCGAGGCUGUUUAUGAGCUCACCAAGAUGUGUACCAUUCGCAUGAGCUUUGUUAAG
Molecule: messenger RNA, 1562 nt
Organism: Austrofundulus limnaeus
Lineage: Eukaryota; Metazoa; Chordata; Actinopteri; Cyprinodontiformes; Rivulidae
Gene: smad1
Product: SMAD family member 1
Biological process (GO): anatomical structure morphogenesis; transforming growth factor beta receptor signaling pathway; cell differentiation
Cellular component (GO): heteromeric SMAD protein complex
Molecular function (GO): RNA polymerase II cis-regulatory region sequence-specific DNA binding; DNA-binding transcription factor activity, RNA polymerase II-specific; I-SMAD binding
Source: RefSeq, a predicted model, not a curated record